AUGGCGGCCGCAGUGGCGGCUCCGGGCGGCGGCUCCGCGGCGGCGGGCGCGGCUCGCGGCCCGGCGCUGCGGGAGGGCGCCCGGGUGUCUGCGCUCUGCCUGGCCUGGUACGGGCUGAGCGCGGGCGGGAACGUGGUGAACAAGCUGCUGCUGGGCGGCUUCCCGCGGCCAGUCACCGUCUCGCUCUUCCACAUCCUCGGGCUCUGCGGCCUCCUGCCGCCGCUGCUGCGCGCCUGGCGCGUCCCUCCGGCCGGGCCCGCGCAGCUACCGCCCCGCGCCUACCCCCGCUACAUCCUGCCGCUCGCCUUCGGCAAGUACUUCGCCUCCGUGUCGGCGCACGUCUCGCUCUGGCGGGUGCCGGUGUCCUACGCGCACACAGUAAAGGCAACAAUGCCAAUAUGGGUGGUUCUGCUGUCAAGAAUUAUAAUGAAAGAAAAACAAACUACAAAGGUGUAUUUAUCACUGAUCCCUAUAAUCAGUGGUGUUCUGCUGGCUACAGUCACUGAACUCUCUUUUGAUAUGUGGGGACUCAUCAGUGCUCUUGCUGCUACACUCUGUUUCUCGCUUCAGAACAUCUUUUCUAAAAAGGUGUUGAGAGAUUCCAGAAUACAUCAUCUUCGGCUGCUAAACAUACUCGGGUGUCAUGCUGUCUUCUUCAUGAUCCCAACAUGGGUUUUGGUGGAUCUUUCAUCCUUUCUAGUAGAAAAUGACUUGAGUACAGUAUCCCACUGGUCCUGGACUUUAAUGCUGCUCAUAAUCAGUGGAUUUUGUAACUUUGCCCAGAAUGUCAUUGCCUUCAGUAUUCUUAACUUAAUCAGCCCAUUAAGUUACUCUGUUGCAAAUGCCACAAAAAGGAUCAUGGUCAUUACAGUUUCCCUUAUAAUGCUUCGAAAUCCAGUCACCAGCACCAAUGUUCUUGGGAUGUUGACUGCAAUCUUAGGAGUAUUCUUGUAUAACAAGACAAAAUAUGAUGCAAAUCAGGAAGCAAAGAAGCAGCUACUUCCAGUUACAACUGGAGACCUUGUGAAUCUGGAACGUCACCGGAACACUCCUGAAAAGUCUCAGAAUGGACUCAUGGCAUUCGCACAACAUGGAGAUUAUCAGUAUGGCCGAACCAAUGUCUUAACAGAUCACUUCCAGUAUAACAGGCAAAACUAUCCAACCACAUACAACUUAAAUCGAUAUGAUAUAUAGGAUUCUGAUAAGCAGGUAUGGACUGUAACACAAAGUUUUCCCCAGCAUUAUCAGGAACUUCUGGCAUGCCCUUGAAUGUAAAGCUGUAGAUUGUAUAGGUUCUUCAGAGGAGAAGAUGCAUGUGUAUCAAAAGUGGUACAGACUUUCAUCGUCAGCCAAGCAGGUCUCUAAACAUGAAGCAAUUAGAUAGACACUGGAAAGGAGUGUACAGUAUAAUUCUUGUACAGAGAUUCUGGUGAAAUGCAAGUGUAAAACUCCAGCAUAAAUAUUUGCUGUCAUAUUUGUUUCAGAACCUGUCAACUGACUGCCAUUUUGGCAGUAAAAAUGUGGCCAGUAUUUCCUUUCCAUGCUAACAACUUGAUCUUUAACUUGUGUUUUAAUUUUUAUUUUAAUGCUACAUGACUCAUUACUUUCACUUUCUUCAAAAGUUUCAUAAAUUGCAUUUGGAAACUAUGUAUGCUCCUAAUUGGUGUUAGCAGGGCUUGUCAGUUGGAGGAUUUGUGUGUCUAAAAGCAGAUGUGUAGAUUUGAAUUUCAGUUGCACAGGUUUAAAACUUCAUGUUGAUAUCAAGUACCUGUGUCUAUAGCUUCAGUUUACAAUGAUGAUCAAACAACAGGGUUUCUAAACUAGUACUGAGUUCUUGUUCCAUUCAAUAAUCUUGAAGUAAAACUUUGUUUAGGCAUAGAGAACUGAUUUGUCUCUUAAAAAUAAUGUGACUAUUAGUUACCAAUAGCAACUGUGAUGGAGAGUUUUCACAUUCUUUGAUUGAAAAACAGUUACACAACUUCAUCAGUAGUUACUCUUUAUCUGACAAUAGAAAACACCUUGCCAAAUAAAAAUUAGUAUUUGGAACAAGGCUUUUUUCCUGUGACCUCUCUGCACUUGUUUUUGUAAAGCUAGCUUGUUGUCAUGCUGAAUUGGGAGACAAGGAUUGCUUUUUCUCUCUGUUUUUUAAUUGGGAGAAUCCUCCAUCAUAUGACUUCUGUUUCAUGAAUGUGGAUUUGGAUGCAUCACAUCCCUUCUAAUUGUUUACAAAAUUAUUUCUUGGCCCCCAAUUAUAUUUUAUAUGUUUCUGUUCCACAAUAGUUCUAGUAGCACUAAGUAUGUUCUGCCUGACUUGUACAUUCAGACGAGUUAUGGAAGUUAACACUUAUACCCUUCUUUCCUCCUGUAGUGCUCCUGGCUUGAAUAAUGAAUUAUUAUGAGAAAUUGUUCUUGAGUCAAGAGUGAAUAUGUAAAAUUGUGAGGGAUGUGUGUUGAAUUUUCUGCUUUGCACUUUUUGCAUAAAUGAAGGUGCUUUGACAAAACAUGAAGUUUUGUUAAUGAGUUAUGUCAGAUACUGUGUGUGAGAUAAAAGUGAAGUCAUCUGAGCUUUGGAGUAUAGAAAACUAUUUUUGGCAAAGAUGAUCUUCAGGCCUUGUCUCUUGGAGGAGGAGCCCAUCAUAUAGUGGGCUGAGAUUCUGGCAGGAGAAGUGCUUGGCGCAUUCUUGCUGAUGGAUCAUUGGACAAACACCAGUGACGGACUCUAGUAGUGGUGGGUGUUAUACAAAAUACUCCCUCCCCAUGUAUUCUUUUCAUGAAAGAUGAUUGCCUUUUAGAAGCAAGAUAAUUUUGUGACUCCCUUCCUGAUUAUUUACAUACAUUUUUUUUUCCUGUGAGUGCAAAGCUAAAUCUAUUCCCAGUCUGCUAGAUGCUUGUAGAAAUUCCCAGUGUAAUAGCUUCAUUGAUGUGUCUCAAAGGAGAUAAUGGUGCACCUGAAUCUCUGGAGACUGAGCCAAAUUCAGUCAUGGUGUAUGAGCAGAACUCCAGUGAUGUCAGUGGAGGUGAGUGUGUUCAUGCUAGUAGGAAAUUUGGACUUGGAUGUUUAGUCUGGAAAACUCAUGGUUCAGAAAUCAUUAUGGAAAUCCUUCCCACACAACUGUUAAACUAGAACUGCUUUCAGAAACUCUGGGCUUCAUUUCUUUAGAACUGUUUCAUAUUAAUGUGCAAAAGGGAAAAAUACAGCCAGUGGAAAGACUGAUAUAAUAUAUUUCUAAGGCACCCUUUUUAAUAUCUGAAUACCAUUGCAUAAAUGUGGAAGGAUGGAUGAUCUUGUGGUUUAAUACUCUGGACUGGGACUGCGGUUCAGUUCCUGGUUCUGCUGUAGACUUCCUAUGUGAACUUGGACAAAUCACUUAGCCUGAAAUUUUCAGAGGAGGUUAAGGGAGUUGGAUACCCAAUUCAAUUACUUUCAAUGGGAGCUGAGUGCCUAACUCCCAUAAACCUGUCUGAAAAUCUCAACCUUGAUCUUGGUGCCUCAGUUCCCUAUCUGUAAAAUGGAGAGAAUUCUUCCAUACCUCAUAGGGGUGCUGUUCUGGGUUACUGCAGUGAUGAAGGCCAUAAAAAGGCCAGAAAAGCACAGAUCAGAGGGAUUUCUGUGUGCCUACCACCAUAAUAUCUGUACCAUUUGAAUCAUCCCUUCAAGGAAAAGGAACACAGCUCCCUUCUUUUUCCCUAAGUAGAUGUUUGCUUAAUCAUAUUUAGGUGGCUUAUUUCCUAGAGCAGUGGGUCUCAAACUUUUUUUAAUGGUGACUCCUUUCACACAGCAAGCCUCUGAGUGUGACCCCCCCCCCCCCCCAAUAAAUUAAACACCAUUAUAAAUGCUGGAGGCAAGCAGGGUUUGGGGUGGAGGCUGACAGCUCGCAACCCUCCAUGUAAUAACCUUGUGACCCUCUGAGUGGUCCUGACCCUCAGUUUGAGAACCCCUGUCCUAGAGAUUGCAACCAGAUCUGUUUCACAACUCCUCCCUUAGAAGGCUUGUAUUGCACCCUCCUAAACUAGCGGGACUUGGGCUCAGUCUCAUCUGUCAGGAUUGUAAUCACAAGUGAGGGCCCCCUGCUGAGAAUGCCUUGUCCUUGUUUCUCAAAUUCUAAUCUGAGCUCUGGCAGCCUCAGUGUCCCCCACAAACACAACUGCUGUAAUGCGGUGCAGUGCAAUGCAAUAGGGGGUUCACUGUGAGAGCAAGGCCAUAGUCCACUUAGGGCUCUGAAGAUGACUUUGUAGGCUUCUCUCCUACAGGUUACAUAACCUGUGGUCAUGCUUUGCUAGUUCAGGCUGUACAGUCAGUGGGGAUUAUUUUGUACAAUAGAAUUUUUAGGUGAAUCAUACUACAGUAAAUGAUUUCCUUGAGUACCUGAACCAAAGUUCCAAAGCAAUUACUGCAUGCAUUCAGGUAAAGGAAGUUUCUGAUAUUGUUGGAACUUGUAUUGUAAUCUUACUAGACGUUGCAAGAUUUUGUUUGGUGAGGUGAAACAUUUGUCUAGUUUUAACAUGGUUUGUAAAUUAAUGGCAUAUUUAACUGUACAUAAGUCUAUAGAAAAUAUGAAAACAGGAAUAAAAAGGGCAUAUCUAGACAAUCAUGUAGAAUGACCCUGCUAUUAAAUCAGUGAAGAAAAUACUUUUUACCCCCCUUUUUUUGCUUGCUGUACAAUUUGAGGGAGUGCCAUAAAUCAGUAAAAAUAUUAGCCAAUUGGGGGACCAGAUUAAUUUUUUGCAAUGUUUUAUUGUGUGUAAUAUGUUGGUUUCAGAUGUUUACAUAGAAUAAAAGAAAGCUGGAGCUCUGUAAUUAGUGUCUAAGAUUCAGACAUUAGCUACUGCAGCUUUUUAAAUUGUACACUACAGAUAGACUGUGAAACUCAGAUAUUACAUUGAUGCAAAACUGAGGAAUCCUAUCCCUCCAAAAAUACUGGGUGUUACUAAAAAUAAGCAUGCGCAAAGAACCCAGGCACUUCUUUCAGCUACCCCUUCACGUGGGUUUUUGCACUGAGUCCAUCAAAUAACUUGGUGCUGCUAGAUCUUGUGAAAAGCUUUCCCUUAUGGACCAAAUGAUGACUAGGCAUGUCCUUAUUUUGGUCAGUGAAACAUUCAGGUGUCUUAUGCAGUUAUCUGAAAUAGCUAAACAUUUAUGAAUUAAAUAUAUAGGAGUGCAAGACUCUUGUGAAAAUGACUUUAGUGACUUCAGGUCAACACUAAGAGAGUUGCUGGUCAGAAAAGGUCCCAUCUUUCAGUAAUGUCCUAACCCACCUCUCUGUCUUCAGUGUAACAGUAGAAAUUUCUGCUAUAAAGUUGUUUAUAUUGCCCUUUAUUUAUAAAUAGAGCUGUUAAUUUUCCAGGGCUUCCAGUUCUUAACCAUGUUAUAAGCUGAGAAGUUUAAAAGAAAAAAAAAAAACAUGCUAGGCUAACUUGGUGCUGGUAAGAGCCAUUUUUAAGGUAAAUGAUUGAUUGUGAUCUUAUUUACAUACAAAUAUUUAUAUGUAAAUAUUUAAGAGCAGCUGUAUGGGUGGCACAUAAAAACCUUCCCCAUUCUGUGUUUUUUCUCAUGCUGAUACUUUUUGGAUGAAUUUUUUGUGUUUAGUUUUUUUACCUAUCACAGGAUAAAAUUUUGAUGCUUGUGGAAUCUGGCACUUAAAACAGUAGAGAAGAGUGUGAAUUGCUGUAAAAUGUUUGUGGUUCUUAUUUCUACUGCAUUACUCUGUACCACUCAGUAUGUAAGUUAGUAUGACUGUUUUGUCUGCCUUAGUGGAGGAUUCCACUCUGCUACUCUGCACAUACCAUCAUUGGUGAUCCAUAUCAGGUGAGAGGCUGAUAAGGAGAGGGAGAAAUUGCACUGGUGGCUUUUGAGUGUUGGGGAAUCUGUGGGGAUUUAUCUGCUAUCUAAUUGGGUAGGUUAGAUGGACUUUUGAGGGCUGCCCUGGAGAUUCUUACUUGAAUACCUGGUGGUGGUGGUUGUAGCCCUCUGCAUACCUUGUGGUUACCAAGAAGGUUGACUAGUGUUGCAGCAUGCUGAGGAUAUGGUAGACUGGACAGUGGUUGUAAGGGCUUGAAACACUAGAAUCUUGUAGAGAUUGGCAAGUGGAGGUGUGUGGUGGUGUUAGUCUUGAUUGAAAAGUUUCUUGGUAGGUGAAGCCACAACUAAAAUUCUUAAUAUGAUCCUGUAGUGUUCUGUGGAACACCCAGGAGUGCAGAGUGAUGGAGAAAUAGUGACCAGACUCUUCCUAUUGUUUGGUGUAAAGUCAGUUUCAGUGGAGGGUGUGUUGGUCUUGUGAUAUAGUUGUGUUGGGGGAGUUCACCUUUUUUUUUUGUGUGUGUGAGAGUGUCUAUGAACUGGUAUUUUGUGAAACUGGAAAUAUACUGCUGAAAUGUAGGGUUUUUUUAAAUGUGUAUUAAACUGUGGGAGGUGUCUGCAACUACAUGUCCCAGAUAAAGAGGUGGAAAAAACCUCUUGGAUCAAGUCCUCAUUUAGAUCUUCUAAAACUCUACCUGGUCAUUUGUUUUUAUAAGUUGAGUUUUUCUUUCUUAAUAGUUUAGGCCCCACACUUAGAUUGUUAUGGUCUUGUUCUGUAGUUCAUAUAAACUAUAUCCCAAAAUGCUUUUUGAGAAUUACUUAGUGAAGCAGAGGGAGUGGGGAGAGAGAAAUAAGAGUUGGUGACAAGGGAGAAAAUCUGCUCAACUGAAGUGCGAAGCAAGAUGGCAAGUCAGUGAUUAUAGUUUUUAAAGGAUUUUUCAAAAACCCAACUCAAAUAUAAAUGUUUGUAAUUUUAACUUCAGUUUUGGAAGAGAAUGAAAUACUCACCUGGAGAGUUGGAAACUCAAGUACAAAAGGAUUUUGUAAACAUAUGAGAAUCAUAAAAUGAAACAUCAAUAUAAUUUUAUUGCACAAGCUGAAAUGCAAAAAGUGAGGUGUAAAUGGUGAAAAGCUAUAUUCUUAAUUAAAUUUAAAAUAACAAGGCUUCUUCUUAAAUAUGGCAUGACUGUCCCUUUACAGAAUCUGCAUUUUCUUUCUCUUUAACAAUUUUUCAUGUACUUAAGUUUAAUUGGCUCUGUAGUAGGUUUCCUGCAUGCCCGGGUUCUUGCCAUCCUGACACUGUGUAAUAAAAUUCCUGUGUAGUGUAAGUGCUGCUGGUGUGGACUGGUGUUAAGGCACAAAAGCUCUCUCGCUGUGUUCAAAUUAUAGCAUUUUCUGUAAGAGUUGAGCCAAGGUCCAAAUGCUGUGGCUACACUAAAUCCUAAUAUGUACGCAAAUGAGGUGUUUAUUCCUUUAUGAGGAUGUUGAAAUGGGAAUAGUCCAAAAAGAUUUGCAAAAGUUUUUGGAUAAGGAGAGGGAGAGGAAACAGACUGUCUCUUAUUGCACAGAUAAGUAUUAAAACAGCUUGUUCUUAGAGAGAGGAGUAGGAAGUUUUCUGAUCUGUGGAGAAGGCCUCAACUUGGAAAUACAAGUUCAUGACACACUCUAAAUGGUUAAUAUCUAAAAUCUGAACCCUGUGGUAGAGUUCUUAAAUAUGUUCCAGUUAUUUCAUAAUUGUGAUUUUUUUAGGUGCAUAUCCAAUAGAAUUGGUUCAUUUAUGUUAAUAUGGAAAAGUGUAUUCCCCUCCUGUUCUCUGAUAACUUCUCUUCUUGGAAUGCAAACAGAAUAUUUCCAGGGAAGGAAUAUUUAAUUGUGAUAUGUAUCUCUCUUCCAAAUCUAAAGUGAAUUUAUUUCAAGUUUUUUUAUGUACAGUAAUUAUGAAUUUUUAGCUUAUGAACUUUAAAGUGGAAAAAAGUGUUGUAAUUAUACUUUUUAAAUAUUGAAAAUGUAAAUAAAGAUGAAUUCUGCAAAAUCA
This is a messenger RNA of Mauremys mutica (yellowpond turtle), 7832 nucleotides long. It is a transcript of the gene SLC35E1, whose product is annotated as solute carrier family 35 member E1. Gene Ontology annotation, molecular function: antiporter activity. Gene Ontology annotation, cellular component: Golgi apparatus. The record is from RefSeq and is a predicted model, not a curated record. The coding region runs from base 1 to 1194 and encodes 397 amino acids. The transcript is spliced from 6 exons. NCBI's taxonomy places the organism in Eukaryota, Metazoa, Chordata, Testudines, Geoemydidae.